This is a messenger RNA of Zonotrichia albicollis (white-throated sparrow), 7113 nucleotides long. It is a transcript of the gene PDE11A, whose product is annotated as phosphodiesterase 11A. The record is from RefSeq and is a predicted model, not a curated record. Gene Ontology annotation, biological process: signal transduction. Gene Ontology annotation, molecular function: protein binding; 3',5'-cyclic-nucleotide phosphodiesterase activity. Lineage: Eukaryota; Metazoa; Chordata; Aves; Passeriformes; Passerellidae.
CUUGUGCAUGCCCAUAAGAAACAGUGAUGGAGAGAUUAUUGGUGUUGCCCAAGCAAUAAAUAAGACUCCAGGAGGUGCCCCUUUUUCUGAUGAUGAUGAAAAGGAAGGCUGUACUAGCUCCUUUCCCCACAGGCUCACCAAGCAAGCUGUGUAAAGAGAAGUGGCUCCUGUGGCCGCUAAAGAAAACAACUGAACCAGACAGGCAUUUGCUGAGAGCUCAACCUGGAGUUUGUGCCAGAGUGAUGCAGAUGUACCUCCCCUUCUGUGGGAUUGCCAUAUCCAAUGCCCAGCUAUUUGCAGCUUCAAGGAAGGAAUAUGACAGAAGCAGGGCUCUACUGGAAGUAGUGAAUGACCUCUUUGAGGAACAGACUGACUUAGAGAAAAUUGUCAAGAAAAUUAUGCAUCGGGCCCAGACCCUCCUGAAGUGUGAGCGGUGCUCAGUGUUACUUCUGGAAGACAUUGAAUCACCAGUGGUGAAAUUUACAAAAUCUUUCGAAUUGUUAUCUCCAAAAUGCAGUGCUGAUACUGACAACAGUUUCAAGGACAGUGUGGAAAAAUCAUCCUAUUCAGACUGGCUGAUAAACAACAGCAUUGCUGAACUCGUCGCUUCCACAGGUCUCCCAGUGAACAUCAGUGAUGCCUAUCAGGACCCCCGCUUUGAUGCUGAGGCUGACCAAAUUUCUGGCUUUCACAUAAGAUCUGUUCUUUGUGUUCCAAUAUGGAACAGCACCCACCAAAUAAUUGGGGUAGCUCAAGUGUUGAACAGGCUUGAUGGGAAAUCCUUUGACGACGCUGACCAGCGACUGUUUGAAGCUUUUGUUAUUUUUUGUGGCCUGGGUAUCAACAACACAAUUAUGUAUGACCAAGUGAAGAAAUCCUGGGCAAAACAGUCUGUGGCUCUUGACGUGUUGUCAUAUCAUGCAACAUGUUCGAAGGCAGAAGUUGAUAAAUUCAAGGCAGCAAACAUCCCUCUGGUGUCAGAGCUUGGCAUUGAUGACAUCCAUUUUGAUGACUUCUCGCUCGAUGUGGAUGCCAUGAUUACUGCAGCCCUGCGGAUGUUCAUGGAACUUGGAAUGGUUCAGAAAUUUAAAAUUGACUACGAGACGCUGUGUAGGUGGCUCCUGACGGUGCGGAAGAACUAUCGAAUGGUCCUGUAUCACAACUGGAGGCACGCUUUCAACGUCUGCCAGCUGAUGUUUGCCAUGCUCACUACUGCAGGAUUUCAGGAGAUUCUAACUGAAAUUGAAAUUUUAGCUUUGAUUGUGGGAUGCUUGUGUCACGACCUUGACCACAGGGGAACCAACAAUGCCUUCCAAGCCAAGAGUGGAUCAGCCUUAGCUCAGCUCUACGGCACCUCUGCUACCUUGGAGCACCACCAUUUCAAUCAUGCUGUCAUGAUUCUCCAAAGUGAGGGUCACAACAUCUUUGCUAACUUGUCCUCUAAGGACUACAGUGACCUUAUGCAGCUUCUAAAGCAAUCGAUAUUGGCAACAGACCUCACUCUGUAUUUUGAGAGAAGGACCGAGUUUUUUGAGCUUGUCAGUAAAGGUGGUUAUGAUUGGAAUAUAAAAAACCACCGAGAAGUAUUUCGAUCAAUGCUAAUGACAGCCUGUGACCUUGGAGCUGUGACCAAACCGUGGGAGAUUUCAAGACAGGCCGCUGAGCUGGUAACCAGUGAGUUCUUUGAACAAGGAGACAGAGAAAGAUCUGAACUCAAACUCACCCCUUCUGCCAUUUUUGAUCGGAACAGGAAGCAUGAACUACCCAGGCUGCAGCUCGAGUGGAUUGAUAGCAUCUGCAUGCCAUUGUAUGAGUGUCUAGUGAAGCUGAAUGUGAAACUGAAGCCUAUGCUGGACUCCGUGGCAGUAAAUAGAGGUAAAUGGGAGGAGCUGCACCAGAAAAGACUUCCUUCUCAGGCAGCAUCCUUGUCCUCCUUUUCCUCUAGCUUCACCACGUCUCUCAAAGACAUAAACUAAGCCUGCAAAUAUCAGUGUCACUUUACAACAAGAGCUGUCUGAAAGGUUUUCAUACGCUUAGACCCACCAUUUUUAAGAAAUGCAUUCCCAGACAUGCCUAAUUGAUGGGAUAUGAUCUUGAUGGCAGCACAGUUUGCUUUUCCUGGAAGGCUUAGUGGGACUGAACGGAAGGCUGCAGUGGGAUUGCCGGGUGUCUGGAGCGACACGCAACACCGAACAGAAGAAGCGUUCAUUCAGCUCCGCUACAUUUCAACUGCUGCUGUAAAAAUCUGUAAAGCUGACAACAGACUGAAAUAUAAGAACUCACAGCUUAAUAAAAUUAAUAAUACAGAGCCAGGACUGGGAUGCAAGCUGGCCAAUUCAUAUGCAAGGAGCUGCAGAAAACAGAAUAGUGUGUAAUUACAUUGUUGUUUUGCAUCUCUUCAGUACAUGUUAUGAAUCAAUUAUGCCUGCUUUUGUGAUGCUCCUCUCUUACUCUCCCUCCUCUUUUAUGCCUGAAUGUUCUGAAAAGCCUGCUUUGUAUUCUGAAGAAGUAUUUUUUUACAACAAAGCUUCUUAGUGAUUGAUCAGGGCCUUUAGAAUUGCCUACCUUUGCUACAUUUAAAAACAAACUUUAUUAUCUUUAAAAACACCAAGCUGUCCUUUCUUCCCUGAGAAAUUCAUAUUAACACUGCAGCAAAUUUUUCAGCAAGAGGAAGUUUGCAUAAAGGCAAAAUAUUGCAUGGUAAUUUUAGAGUGGGUUGUUUUUUUUUCUUUUCAAAAAUGCUCUUAUAACACAUUCUUUUUUUUUAAUUAUAGUGUUGCCUAAGGAAAAGAUUAAUGGGGUUUUUUUUUGAAAAUAGAAUUAAAAUAAAAAAGGAAAUCUGUUGCUUUGUGCUUCAGGUUUAUAUUACAUUGAAAAGCAGAACAUGGAAAAGCCUUUCUAGUAUAAUUUCCAGUAGAAAUUAGUAUUUUGAAAUGGUGGAGAUGUAGAAUAUCAUCACACUGGACCACCCCUCUCUUGCAGUUCUUUCAGUACAAUUUCAAAUGCUAUUACUACAGCUAGCACAGCACUAGUCAAGGCUCACAUGCUGACACCCGUGGUAAAGGUGUCCCUAAAAAUCUAAUCAAAUAUGAUAGGUCACAAAGCCAAAUGUCUCUCUGUGAUGACUCUAGUAUUACCUGAAAGUUGGUCUCCUUCCAUUAGUGCCAAGAUCACUAAUUCAGCAAACCUGUGAUCUGUGAUUUGAGGGUGUUUUUUCUGCUGCAUGACCAGGCACAAGAGGAGUCAUGUUGCAGUGCUUAUGAGUGCCCAUUCAUAGUGCAAAAAAAAAAGCCUUUGUACUUCAUGAAAAAUGGGAUUCUAAAUAUAGGGUUGUCUGGCAGCAGAAAUUAAAGCUGAAUUCAGCUUAGUUUUACACCUGUGCCAAACUCCAUUUACUUAAGUGGAAUUAUCUUGAACUGGCAGCAGCUUAAUGGAAAUCAGAACCUGGCCCAGCUGACCAGAUGCUAAAAGAGCUUUUCUCAUUUCUAAGGAAACUGAGUUGUUAGAGCCUUAGAAAAGCUGACUACAUCAAACAGAAACAACAAAUCUGCUGAUCCCUUCUUUAAAAGGAACACAACGAACUAAAAAUGCUCUGUGCUUUUAAUGGUGUGUAGGACAAUAGCUGGAAAUUCAGUAGCAUUGUGAACCAAUCUGUUAGGGCACAACUGAACCACAUCACUGUCUAGCAGAAGGAAGCAGGGAAAGAGCAGAAAUUCAAACUGCACAGCAGUGAGUACACACACCAAAUGGAACUGUUUCUGUGUUCUUUUACCACUUCUUUCUUCUCUGAAUAAAGCCAGAGCAGUUUAGUAAGCAGCAAGCCAUACAAACCUGCAACACGUACUUUAUGGGAAAAACAUCUACUAGGAACCGACAGUCCUGCUGGCAGGUACACACAGCUUUCCAACUUUGAUACUGCAUACUGCUAAGUGUAACUUAAUUUAUAAUGCAUACCCUACGGCCUCCCCGAAGGCUGAGUCUCCCCUCAUUUCCUCUCCUUUUAUUGGCUUCAGUGCACUGUUGCCCAUGGCAACACCCACUGCCAGGGAUGGGGACUCGCAGCACCGCAGCCUGACACACAGCUGAAGCCCUAACAAUGUCAACCAUCAAUCAAGUGACUGUUUGUAAUUGCCUCCAUCUAUUUCUCCUGUCUUUUGGUAUCUUUGCCAUUGUGGGUCAAAAUUCAGAAACUGCUGACUAAUGUUAUGGUUCUGUUCCUCCAUGACAAGGAAGAAAAUGAGAGCACAGGGCUUGAUCUUAUCAGAUUGUUCUCAGGAAAAAUGAAGCAACCCUACUGAAACUGGGGGGCCCAGCAGUGCAUCUCAGAACAGCAUUCAGUCUCUGAAAGUCAUUUAGCUCAAUCUUAAAAAAACAACCAACUAAACAAACAAAAACUUGAUCUCCUUUUUUUAAGACUUAGCUUAGGAAACAGCAAAACAAAAAAGUGAGAAAAAGAUUAUUCUUUGUUGAAGCAUGUAGUACAUUAAAGAAACGUAUUUCAAGUCUAUUAUAUUUUAAGAUUGUUGGAAACAUUUUUUAGCUACUGCUUAUAAACUUGAUGAUCAGAAAUUGUAUCUGCUUUUUAUUAUUUCUGAUAGGGAAACACUUUCCCAGUAUUUCAGUCAGUUCUGCCAAAUUCUCUGAGAUAUGCACAAGAGACAUGAUUGUGUAGGUUAUUUAAUCUCAUUCUCUGUCUUUUACUUGCUUCCCUGCCUGCUGAACAAGGAGAGAUAAAAAAAAAAAAAAAAAAAAACCAAAAAAACACUAAAACAUUGAAAUCAGCCUAAUUCUGUGAAUGCACAUAAAACACAGGUCCACAAGAGACAAGGACAAACCAAGAGAGCUUGUGGAGAACACAGCUGUUAGCCAGGACAGGGCUGCUUGGCCUUUCCCUUGAGAUGCCCAGCACAUCAGCAAAUGAAAAAUCACCAUUUCUUUGUCCCAGCUGUAAGUGGAAAUCCAGCCAUGAAUGAGGCCUCUAGCAUUUACAAUUUCAGUGCUGAAAUGUGAUGGGCACAUGGAUUGUCCAGAGAACCACCAAGAGGUGCUUCAGGUUGGUUGUGGCAAUGCCUUUUUUUCUAGGUGUCCCACUGACUCCUCCCAACUGCUGUCUGAAUUCAGUCAGGUUUCUAGGCCCAUGAACUACAGGCCUUAAAGUCUCACAAGAGCCAGGCAGCAGCCUUGGUUUUGUCACCAGAAAAUGCUCAGGUCUUCAUCCCCAUACUCAAAGGUAGUUCAGACCAAAUGGUAAUUUCACUUAGGAUUCCCACCUGUGAAACUACUUACCAAAAUCAUCCUUUCCUCACAAAAAAUGAAACCCAAAAGAAAAUGUUUAAAAAACCCACCAUAAAUGUUCUACCAUUGCAAAGGCUAAUCAGGAAUGAACUGGACAAUCAAAUCCUGCUUGAUUUUGAGCAGGCUUCUGAACUGCAGGUGCAUCUGCCCCACCAGCUGGUGGUGAGUAAUAAGGGUGGGCUUGUCUCCUGCCCUUCUGCCAAAGCCUUUCAUGUGCUCAGCAAGGAGACAAGGAUGCCCACUGGGCACAGCCCCAAUUUUGGCUUCACUCCUGAGGGGGGCAUGGGGCAGACAGGCUUUGGUGGAAGAGCUCAGGUCUUGUAUGUGCACUCCCUUGGACUAAAGUGCUCCCCUGUAACACGAUAAUGUGACCCCACCAGAAAACUGAACACUCUUUGAGGCAAGGAGCACCUGGGGUAGAGGCUCCCCAGUGGUUCACACAGAACCACCGCCCAAGAACAAGAUGUCCAAAAGGUGUCUUUAGCCGUAAGUCAAGUAGUGCAACCAGCCAAUUCCUUCCUAGCCUGGACCUACAGACAAAUCAGAACAGCUUCACAAUGUGAUGGAGAUGCAGACUCUGUUUGUCAGGACGUGGUUUUGCUCCUGCUCCGAAGCAGAGCUGCACAAGGUCAGCAGCAGUCGCUCGCUGGGGUUCAAAGUGGCUGCCUCAUGUGGCAGGCAGGCACAGAACUCCCCACACAGCUCUGUCUCAGCCAGCCCCUAGGAUUUGCAGGGCCAGGGGUCCUGCCAAGAAGGUCAUAGUGUGUUUUGUAACCCCAGCAUACACAAGUAUGUUUCUAGCUCAGGUAUUUCUUCAGAUGGUGUCCUUAGUACAGCAGCUGCAUUUUUCUGGUCUGAUGACUUUGCUAAUUGCACCUCCCUAGAGAGCACUGCAAUCUCAUAAUGUGCCUGUAGUUACCAGCAAAGCCAAUACUAGUACUCACAAAUUGUUUUUGAAAACUGCAACCAGCAGUGCCUAAUGUAAUUUGUAAUGUUGAGAUUAAUUCGUUCUCGUGGAAAAACAGGAGUGUUUCAGUACACAGGCCAAAUACUUAUUUUCCCUUUAUAAAAUCAAACCAGUUUUAGUUCCUGAUAAGUCAUUUGUGCAUUGUGUGAAAGUUUAAAACAGGUUUAUUUCAAAGAUACAUAAAACAAACUAACAGGCGCUUCAAUGCCUAGAGUGUUAUGGGCAAGAAAUAGAGAACAAGAAGGUUUUUUUAAUGGCUGUUUCAAAGGAAGAGUUUUCAAAGAGUAAAGUCAUGGGAAUGGUUUCUAACAUAGCAAUGAAGUGGGAUGUAUGAGACGCCUCAGAGAUUCCCGUGACUGGAAUGUACCACUGUUGGAAUACAUCCUGUAUAUUGCUUGUUACCUUUUCUUUCUUGGAUUACUUUGUAUUUAAUUAUGAAUUCUUAAGCAUGUAGGCCAUUAGAUCCUACAAUUUUCUGGGGAAUAUGCGUGUGGGAAACAGCUGACAAAUGCACAGAAAUACCAUGUGUCUGUUCUAAGGCAAGUGAAUCCCAGAUACUUGCAAAAUGUGUAACUUAAGAGACUUCCGCAUUCAUUUACUUUUUUUUUUUCAUCUUAAAACUGUUACUGUUUUGCUAAGUAGAUCAAACUAUGCUGGUUCAGCUUUCAAAGCAUGCUUUUGAAAUUAGCAGCUUGGGUUUACUUAGGCUUAAAGAAGAUAAAUAAUUUUAACAGCUUACUAUGAUUUUCUUUUAUUAUUAUUACUUUUCUUUGAAACUUGUUGGUAUCAACCAGAGCUGUAUCUAUUGAUUACUGAAUCACAUAAAUAGAAGAUCCUGAGGAGAUGCGAGA